AUGAGUAGGGAAUUGGUGGAGGAUGAGGUGGAGAGAGGCAAGGGCUGUGAUAGUAGAACUGCUGUGGUGGUUAAAAGUGGCGCGUUUAGCUGGGAUGAUAAAAGCAAAGAAGAGGAUUUGAAACACAUAAAUUUGAAUGUCAAUAAAGGGGAGCUGACGGCUAUUGUAGGGACAGUGGGAUCUGGAAACCCAUAA
Molecule: messenger RNA, 195 nt
Organism: Prunus armeniaca (apricot)
Lineage: Eukaryota; Viridiplantae; Streptophyta; Magnoliopsida; Rosales; Rosaceae
Source: the annotation of a GenBank genome assembly